Ostertagia ostertagi is the source of this 1218-nucleotide messenger RNA. The record is from the annotation of a GenBank genome assembly. NCBI's taxonomy places the organism in Eukaryota, Metazoa, Nematoda, Chromadorea, Rhabditida, Trichostrongylidae.
GUACACAUGAUUUCUAUUGAUGCUUUAUCGAAGUUCAUCGAUCCCAGCCAACUUAUAAGAGAUCUCGGUGGUUCUUUCCCAUACGAUCACGACGACUGGUUGGACACGCGUCUGGAAUUGGAACGCUGGAUAUGGCAGGUUUCGGAAGUGAUGCGAAAUUUGGAAUGCCAACGCAGAGCAAUGGCAGACGCUCAAUUUCCUGUAGAUGUAACCACAGCGGAAUCUGCUCUUUCUCAACAUUCCUCCAUUAAGAAAACGAUUUUUGCCAUUCCGAUUGAUCGCCUACAAAGCGAAUCUGACAGGAUAAGUGAGAGAAUCAAUCGAGCUCAAUGUGGGAUUUCAAACCCUGAUCUCGUGUCGUCAAUUCCGCAUAUGGCUAAUCUUCUGACAUCUUUACGAAAUUUGAAGAACGACGUCUUUAAGCAGUGGGAAACACGCCGUGUGGAGCUGGAGGGAUGUUAUCAGAUGAAACUCUUCGAACAUGACGCUGAUGAGAUGUUGGAUUGGACGCGAAAACACUGCGACGCAUUAUCACGGCGAAUAGGCGACAUUGGUGUGAACGAUACAGAAGCGUCUGAAAGGCUUCAUGAGUUCGAAGAAUUUUCAACAACAGCGGAUAGUGCUGAAGUGAAUAUUACUCAAGUCACUAAUAUAGCUAUACGUUUGCGGUCAAUUGGUGGACAGAAUUCUAGAAACAAGUUGGAACGGACAAAAUUACGAUUGGAAGAGGAAUGGGCUCGGUUUCAAGAACAAUUAGUGAAACGAAAGCUUAUACUGAGUGCUGCUGUUGCCUUUUUCAGUGCCUCGAAAGUGUAUUUUUCCCAACUGCCGAGUUGGGUAGAAAGCCCUGGAGUGGAUCCUGCUGGCAUGAAUGGGAAAACUGCGGAGGUUUUAGAGGAUGCCAUCCAGCAGCACGAAAAGUUCUGGUCGACUGUUGAGGAGACGUAUGCAGAGGCUGUUGCUCAGGGGUCUCAAUUGGCUCAGCUAUUAAAAUCUGUGGAUGUUGAUGACGCACCUUCAAAAGAGCAGAUGGGAAAGCUAACAAGAGCUCACAAGCAUCUUCUUUGUUUGUGGAAAGAAAGAAGGGUUCGACUCCAUUCAAUGCUUGCUCUGAUUGCAUUCCGUACAGAUACACAACUGGUUGUGGAAUGGCUUGAGCAACAUGGUGAUCCGUAUCUGACAAAGAACACAAGCAUAGGUUUGACUAACUGUAGCUGA